Molecule: messenger RNA, 1256 nt
Organism: Fulmarus glacialis (Northern fulmar)
Lineage: Eukaryota; Metazoa; Chordata; Aves; Procellariiformes; Procellariidae
Product: adenylate cyclase type 3-like
Exons: 9
Biological process (GO): adenylate cyclase-activating G protein-coupled receptor signaling pathway; intracellular signal transduction; cAMP biosynthetic process
Molecular function (GO): adenylate cyclase activity
Source: RefSeq, a predicted model, not a curated record
GCUGAAGGGGAAGAGCACCUUCCGGCUCUCCAUGCGCUUCAUCGACCCCGAGAUGGAGACGCGCUACUCGGUGGAGAAGGAGAAGCAGAGCGGGGCCGCCUUCAGCUGCUCCUGCGUCGUCCUCUUCUUCACUGCCUUGGUGGAGGUCUUCAUCGACCCCUGGUUGGUGACCAACUACGUGACCUUCGUGGUGGGGGAGAUCCUGCUGCUCAUCCUCACCCUCUGCUCGCUGGCUGCCAUCUUUCCCCGGGUCUUCCCCAAAAAGCUCGUGGCCUUCUCCACCUGGAUCGACAGGACCCGCUGGGCGCGCAACACCUGGGCCAUGGCCGCCAUCAUCAUCGUCACCAUGGCUGACAUCGUAGACAUGGUCUGCUGCCAGCAGGACCACGGCAGGAUGGGCAACGGGACGGCAGGGCCACCGCGGGCGGGCGGCUGCGGGGAGCAGCCCAAGUAUUACAGCUACAUCGCCCUGCUGGCCUUGGUGGCCACCAUCAUGCUGGUGCAGGUCAGCCACAUGGUCAAGCUGACCCUCAUGGUGCUGAUCACCGGGGCCACUGGCGUCGUCAACAUCUAUGCCUGGGAGCACAUCUUUGACCAGUACGACCGCCGCCGUGGCCAGAAAAGCACGUCCUCGCUGGUCCCCUCCAAGUACUCCAUGACGGUGAUGAUCUUCAUCGUGAUGCUCAGCUUCUACUACUUCUCACGCCACGUGGAGAAGCUGGCCAGGAUCCUCUUCCUCUGGAAGAUCGAUGUCCACGACCAGAAGGAGCGGGUCUACGAGAUGCGGCGCUGGAACGAGGCCCUCGUCACCAACAUGCUGCCCGAGCACGUGGCCCGGCACUUCCUGGGCUCCAAGAAGCGGGAUGAGGAGCUGUACAGCCAGUCCUACGAUGAGAUCGGCGUCAUGUUCGCCUCCCUCCCCAACUUCGCCGACUUCUACACGGAGGAGAGCAUCAACAACGGAGGCAUUGAGUGCCUGCGGUUCCUCAACGAGAUCAUCUCUGACUUCGACGCGCUCCUGGACGAACCCCAAUUCCGGUGCAUCACCAAAAUCAAAACCAUCGGCAGCACCUACAUGGCUGCUUCUGGAGUGACCCCCGAUGCCAACGCCAACGGCUACAGCACCAAGAAGGAGACCCUCUCGGAUAAGGAGCGCUGGCAGCACUUGGCUGACCUGGCUGACUUUGCCUUAGCCAUGAAGGUGACGUUGAUGAACAUCAACUACCAGUCCUUCAACAACUUCAUGCUCCGCAUAG